Molecule: messenger RNA, 1017 nt
Organism: Rotaria sp. Silwood2
Lineage: Eukaryota; Metazoa; Rotifera; Eurotatoria; Philodinida; Philodinidae
Source: the annotation of a GenBank genome assembly
AUGGCAACAUCAAGUAAGCCGCGCUGCGCAACAUGUAACAAAGCAGCCGGCAUUUUCAGCUGUUAUGGAUGUUCACAACACUUUUGCGUACCUCACGCAAAUGAACAUCGGCAAUUACUCACCAAAGAGCUGGAUGAAGAAAUUAUUCUCGCUCAUGAUCAAAUUCAACAAAAUAUUAAUGAGAAUACAACGAAGCCUCAACUCCAUCCUCUCAUGAAACAAAUUGACGAAUGGGAGCAACAAUCGAUGAAUAAAAUUCGUCAGGCUGCUGACGAAGCUCGAAAGCAACUAUUGAGCAUUAUAGAAAAACAUAUGGAUAAUAUUAAAAAAUCUUUGGGACUACUCACUGAACAACUAAAUAAAGCUCGUGUGGAUGACGAAUUCGUUGAAACUGAUAUCAAGGAAUGGAAAGAGAGGCUGGAAAAAUUAAAAAAAGAGAUGAAUGCACCACAAAGCAUCAAAAUUCAACAAGAUAACAAUAUGAUUGGAUUCAUAUCUAAAAUUUUGAUAAAUGAAAAUUUAUCAACAAUCGAUAUCUUUGAAAAAAUACAGGGUAGUGUUCAAAUUGAAGACAAUGGUCAAGUGAUUAGUCAUGAUCAGACAAUUAGUGAUUCAGCAGUUCGUGGUAGGUGUGAAUAUUCUUCAGGACAACAUCGGUUUCGAUUUAAAAUUGAACAACUCGAUGGUAACAAAUGGAGUUUUUUUGGAAUUGUAUCAAAAGAUACUGCUAUUCAGCCAUCGUCAUACUUUGCUCCUACUACUUAUGGUUGGGCUGGAAAAAACCAAAUCUAUUUGAAUGGCGUUCAGAACAUUGGAUUUGAUGGUUAUAAAAGUGACAUGGAAAUAAAUGACGUUUUAGAAUUAUUUGUUGAUUGUGAUCGACGAAGAAUUCGUUUGACAAAUGAACGAACUCAUAGUACUUGCGAACUUGAUGUUAAUGUAACUAAAUGUCCCUUCCCAUGGCAGCUGAGUUUCUGUCUUGCGUAUCCACGCGAUCGUAUUCGUUUUCUAUUAUGA